Penicillium macrosclerotiorum is the source of this 819-nucleotide messenger RNA. RefSeq names its product zinc knuckle domain protein. NCBI's taxonomy places the organism in Eukaryota, Fungi, Ascomycota, Eurotiomycetes, Eurotiales, Aspergillaceae. The coding region runs from base 1 to 819 and encodes 272 amino acids. The record is from RefSeq and is a predicted model, not a curated record. The transcript has 2 exons.
AUGGGCGAACCUGGGCCACUGGGAACCGCUAUUCAGAUAAAGAAAGAACUGCGUCCGAAUCAGUAUUCGGCGAUACCCGUCGAUUCGCUGGGCUACGAAGUCAACACCGACGCCUUUAGCCGCUACCUCCCUACCCCCGCAGCGAACUCCCAUAUCAGAACGGCACUGCUGAACACCCCGUCCUUUCAAGAUGCACAAGUCGCCGUAAUUGGAACCACAAAAACCGGAUACGUGAUCCGGUUCAAGGACUCGGAGUCAGCCGAGACAGCGCGCGACAACAUCGAAUGGUUGAACGAGCUAGGCAACAAGACGAGACUGGUGAAACCGCGAUUCGGAAUCGCCGUGCACCAUGUCCCUACACAAGGGUUGGAUCUCGAGAGGAACAAAAUAGCGGCAAUUAAGAAGAUCUCGGACGAAAACGACCUCCAGGAACGCGGUUUCCGAAUCGAGGAUAUCGCCUGGCUGAAGAAAAGGGACAAGAUGCUAGGGACAUUCGCCUCAAUAGGCAUAUGGUUCGACUCAGCACAAGCGGCACAAUGGAUGCUCGAUAACGGCCUUCUGAUCGACCAACGGUAUAUCGGAAGGGUGGAGAAAUGCGAAAUCAAGAAGAGGCGGUGCUUCCGCUGCCAGGGGUGGGUCACCUCGCAUGGUCGUGCAAAGAAGUCCCCCGAUGCGGCCACUGCGGCGGCCAACAUGAAUGAGCACGGUGCCCACCGGGUAUUAGAGCGUACUUUUUGGACUACCGUAGGGACCAUCCCACUGGGGAGCCCCUCUGCUCGAAACCGGCCAACUCACCCCCCUCACAAUGUUGGGGCAUAA